Lineus longissimus is the source of this 3978-nucleotide messenger RNA. Its product is annotated as solute carrier family 2, facilitated glucose transporter member 1-like. Lineage: Eukaryota; Metazoa; Nemertea; Pilidiophora; Heteronemertea; Lineidae. Gene Ontology annotation, biological process: monosaccharide transmembrane transport. The transcript has 12 exons. The record is from RefSeq and is a predicted model, not a curated record. The coding region runs from base 119 to 1927 and encodes 602 amino acids. Gene Ontology annotation, cellular component: membrane. Gene Ontology annotation, molecular function: hexose transmembrane transporter activity.
CUUGUAUUGUAACGUUCACCAGGAACAUACAUGCUAAUUAAAAUCAUGCCUUGACUCUACUCCGAUUUUUGUGAUUUUCAAAAAUUUUUGGCAACUAUUUGCCGGACAAUCUGUGAUCAUGGAUUUCGGUUCAGGAUUCUCCAUCAAUUGGGUCAGCUCUGUGCUGAUCAUUCCCACAGUCGGAAAGGAUGGAAAACCCGGCCCCGAAAUAUACUACAUUCCUGGAAAAGUCACAUUGCCUCUCUUCAUCACUGCCUUCGCCGCUGCAUUUGGCAGUUCCUUCCCUCACGGCUACAACAGCGGUGUUCUCAACGCCCCACAGCAUUUAAUUCGUGAUUUUCUUAACCAAUCCAUUUAUGAUCACUAUGGUACUGUAAACACUGAAACUUCCCUGAAUCUAGUAUGGUCACUGACCGUAGCAAUAUAUUUAGUCGGAGGCAUGGUGGGGGCAUUCACGGCCGGAUUCUAUGCCGAUAAAUUUGGAAGGCGAAACGCUCUUCUGAUCUGCCAUAUUUAUCAGUUCGUGGCAGCCAUCUUAUUUGGUUGUUGCCGUGUUGCCAAUUCGUUGGAAAUGAUGAUUAUUGGACGGAUAAUAGUCGGCUACGGUUGUGGGGCUGGGACCGCCUUAGUUCCGUUGUACAUGACGGAGAUGGCACCAGUUAACAUCCGUGGAGCCAUGGGUGUGGUCCAUCAAGUUGCCAUGACAAUCGGCAUCCUUGUAUCUCAGCUUUUUGGCCUCGACCAAAUAAUGGGUAACGAAAACUCUUGGCACUACCUCCUCGCCUUCACCGCCGUCCCUAGUUUCAUCAGUAUGUUCAUACUUCCCUUCUUCCCCGAUAGUCCGCGCUACUUGCUCGUCAACCAAGGCAAGGAGGAGGAAGCGAGAAAGGCUUUGCGAAGAAUUCGUGGCCCCGACCAUAACAUAGACCAGGAUAUUGAGGAGAUGAUAAAUGAGAAAAGGCAGCAGGAAUUAGCACCGAAGUGGAACAUGGCCAAGCUCUUCAAAGAGAAACGACUCAGGUGGCCGCUCAUUCUAGUGGCUUCCGUGUCCCUAGCUCAGCAGUUAUCGGGCAUCAAUGUGACAUUUUUCUACUCGACUGAGAUCUUCCACAAAGCAGGAAUUGCGUUAGAGUAUACUCAGUAUGCCACGCUUGGCACGGGCCUCGUCAACGUUAUCAUGACGUUUGUCUCCCUUCCCCUCAUGGAAUCUAGUGGAAGGCGCCCCCUAUUGUUGGGUGGGCUGAUCGGUAUGCUAAUUUCGAUGAUCGUCAUGACAGUUGCCCUCAAUCUCCAAGGCAUGGUUCCCUGGAUGGCAUACAUCAGUGUCGUCUGUAUGAUCUCCUACGUCAUCUGCUUUGCCAUUGGCUUAGGUCCCAUCCCGCAGUUCAUCGGAGCAGAGUUGUUCAAACAAGGACCCCGUCCAGCCGCCAUGUCCUUCGCCGGCUUCAUCAACUGGUUGGCAAACUUUAUCGUCGGAAUAUCCUUCCCAUCAAUCCAGCUAGGACUGGGGGCGUAUUCUUUCACGCUUUUCAUGUGUUGCGUGACGUUCUUCUUCUUCCUGCUCUACAAGAAGCUGCCGGAGACAAAGGGCAAAAGUUACGAUGAAAUAGAGAAGAUCUUCCAUAUGAUGGAUGAUGAGAGUAAAGGAGAGGACGAAUUAACCAAGGCAAAAGUUGGUGUCCGCCUUGCGACCUACACCGAUGAGCCAGGCUUUGACCACGGUGAGAAAUUCGCCCUGAUCCGCGGUCACCGGCCAAGCAUGAUCCCCGGUGCAGCGAACGGACUGUUGUUCCCCGGCGCCGGUCCGCGAAGGCUGUCCGUCUUUUCGCCAGAUACACGACCUGAGGAUGAAAUUCUAGAUGAUAAUGUUUUGGUGGAAGAAGAUGAAGAAGACUACGAAGAUGAGGAAGAGGAGAUAAACUUGUGACGACAGGGUAAAAUUAAAAUUUAGAAUUUAAUCUGGCUACAACUUCGCCGUAUACUUCGCUUCCAAUGCGAGUGCACAAAACGGAGUCACUUGCGUCAGUGGGAAAACGGUCAAUAAAGUCACAGACCUAUACAUGCAUAGCUAUUGAUCCGUGAGAAUGUUGAAGAGACCUCAAUGAGAUGACUCAACUACUUUUGUGGAAGGCACAGCUAACAUGGCAAAACGAAUACGGUGACACUUGCAAAUGGCAUAAUGUUAGACGCACUGCCCUGAUAACGUGGUGUGUCUUCCUAGAACAGUACACAACUCGCAAAAUGUAGGAACUGAGCCGCCCAUCGCAAUUGUCGAUCACGAGAAAACAUCUUUUUGGAGAUGAGAGAUCAGUUCUCAUAUGCAUUAGGAAACACCACAGUCUCUUGUAAUUGGUCUCGAUACUCAUACAGCAGUUAGUGUCCAUGUUUCGUCCAAGGUGCAGGUAAAUUUUAAGGAAGAUAUUGACCCAAACUACGGGAAGAAGCGUGCAUGGCUAGAGAAACCAGUGCGAAACUGUGUACAUACAAAUGUACAUGAAUGUAGGAUUGCGCGCCCAUUUGAUGGUUCAUCAACAUUCGACUAGAACGGUACAACGGCGUUAUACAUGUACAGUAGAACCUCUCUAUCAAGGACACCCGUGGGACUGACAAGUGCUGUCCUUAAUGGAGAGGUGUCCUGAUUACAGAGGUCAAAUUGAAUGGGGUUGACCGAUUUGGGACCAUAUGCAGUGUCCUUAAUAGACAGGGUGUCCUUAGUAGAGAGGUGUCCGCUAAGAGAGAUCCCACUGCAGUGAUCGGGCGGGAGGGGAUAUGUUUGGAGGACGAGGGUGAUUUUACCCACGUGCAGUGGAGGGGAACGUGAAUGGAGAGGGAGGUGACUACCAGUAACAAAAUCAGUGGCGCCGCUGGUUGCAGGUUCGUCAGCAGAUUGUGUCUAUAACAAAGUUAGACCCCUGUGCAACCCGGUGUAAUGUUUUUGAGUGUUUCUAUUUUUGAGUGUUUCCCCUCAUUGUUUGGGAACGCUAAAAGAUAGAUUGACAAGUUUUUCUGUAUUUCCCCCUAUUGAAAAGUCAUGGUCUCUCUAGCUGCCUAUUGUUUGGAAACACUGACACAUGGGAAACAACCACAAAUGUUACACCGGUACUAGAUUUAUUGAUGACUGCAAAAACAGGUCGCCAUUUUGUUUUACCUACUACAGGAAUCUUCGAGUUGAUCACAGACGCGUGAAAAUACCAGAAUCAUACAAGAAUCAUAACGGUUGAUGAUCCACCGGAAAGAAUCAGUGGAUAACCAACGAACAGACUGUGUAUAUUAUUGUCUGUAUAGGUAUGCAAUUUUUGGGGGGUUUUGUGAAUCGCUACUUGAUUGAUUAAUUCUGGUAUUUUCACGCACCUGUGAUGACAUGAUGUAAUGGAAGUCUGCGUCGGCAGAGAGAAUGUCCUUCAAGGUGCUUGGAAAAUGUAACAAACUAUGUACGUAGUUUGUAUUGUAGAGAAAUAUGUUGUGUUUUUUUUCUUGAUGAUAUGCUGCUGAUGUGAACUGGUUUAUUGGUGCUAAAGUGUAAAGCUCUUGUAUAGAACAAUAGGCUGAUAUUGCAACAUUUUGUAAUCUGGGAAAAAAAGGGUGGAUUUUAUGACGUAUUGCCCUCAAAUUUGUGCUCACAUGCACAAGUGAAAAGCACAUACACCUGUAUAUUUUUUAGAUAAUUUUUAAAAGGUAAUUGUGUUCCAGUUUUAUGGGAAAUUGUUAAUGGGAACUUGAUUAUCCGCUAGGUUUUGCUCUAGAUGUGUAUGAUAUUGCAUACAUUUACAAAAAACGGUUUCAUGUAGGCAUGACAAUAUUUGUGAUAAAAUAAAUAUAAAAUAAUCUAGUCUUAAUAGAUGAUUGAUUGAAAAUAAAUUUUGUAAAGAUACGAAAAUAUACAGGCUUAGUCUUUUCAUUUUUCUGUUUUCUAGGCGAGUUUUUGACCUGAGAGUACUGAUGUAGUUCGUAAAAAAUGUCUGCGUUUAUCUUCCGAAC